GGGCGGGGAGGGGGCGUGUCCGGCGGCGGUCGGGGUGUCUCGCGCUGGGUGACAGCUCGCGCGUGCUGAUGAUGGCGGUCCUAACCCGUGAAUACGUAAGCACGUACUCCAUCCAUCUGAGCAGCCUCCCUAAACUUGAAUACUUGCCGAAUUGGUCAGCGAUUUCAUCUUUAGCAGCGAUAUCAGUGGGAAAAGUUAGCAAUUGAGGGUUUUGAAGCUGUGCUGCCUUACAAUGAAGACUUAAGUAGUAAUUAAAUUCUCAAAGAACCACCAAGGCUCCUUUGGAUGAAAUGAGGAUGUUCCAGGCUCUGGACGUUAUGUCGUGAAGGAAAGAAUGUUUAGACAUGACUCAGUCGAAGCAGCGAAGACUUCUGUAAGAGAUGGAUAGAUGCAAACAUGUUGGGCGGCUACGACUCGCCCAGGACCAUUCUAUCCUGAACCCGCAGAAGUGGCACUGCAUGGACUGCCAGACAACUGAGUCUAUCUGGGCUUGUCUGAAAUGCUCCCACGUAGCCUGUGGGAGGUACAUCGAGGAGCAUGCACUUAAACACUUUGAAGAAACCAGACAUCCAUUGGCAAUGGAAGUUAAUGAUUUAUAUGUAUUUUGUUACCUUUGUGAAGAUUAUGUCUUGAAUGAUAACCCCGAGGGUGAUUUGAAACUGCUAAGAAGUUCUCUGUCAGCGAUUAAAAGUCAAAAACAUGAUCCGUCGACAAGAAGUGGCAGGACUUUGCGAUCCAUGGCUUUGGGAGAGGACAUGUGCAACCAUCAAAGGACCCUUCAGGGGCAGUCUCAGAUGCUUACAGCUCUCUGGCACAGGCGCCAAUCCUUGCUUACAAAGGCGCUGCGGACCUGGUUUGAUAAGAGCUCCAGAGGCCAGCUAAAAUUACAACAGAAGAAACAAAUGGAGGAGUUGGAGAGGAAGAAGGAGGCAGCUAGGCAGCGGCGGCAGGAGAUGAAGAGACAGCUUCUGGAGGAGCUGGCAAACACUCCUCCAAGGAAGAGUGCGAGGCUGUUGUCCCACGUGCACAGAGAGAACUUGAUUCCAAGGAAAUUCAGGGAGGUGGCGACCGCUUCCCCUACCUCAAGGCAGAUGCAGAGCAGCAGAUUCAAUCAGUUUUAUUCCAUCCGGCGUAAGCCUCUGAUGACUCCUGGGGUCACGGGUUUAAGGAACCUGGGAAACACAUGUUACAUGAAUUCUAUUCUGCAAGUGCUAAGUCACCUCCAGAAAUUUCGAGAAUGUUUUUUAACGCUUGAUCUCUGUGAAACAGAAGAACUCUUAGCCAAAACUGUGAAUGGGAAGUCUAGGAUGCCUGGCAAAUUGGCAAAUGGAUCCGCUGCUAAUGAGUCAGGGAAGACUGACAAAGUGGGAUCAUAUGGCACGCAGAGCUUGCCAGCUGGCUUAAAUGGUGGCUCCUCGAUAAGCAGGAGUUUAGAACUGAUACAACCCAAGGAACCAAGUUCAAAGCACAUCUCCCUCUGUCACGAAUUGCACACCCUCUUCAGAGUGAUGUGGUCUGGCAAGUGGGCGCUCGUGUCCCCCUUUGCCAUGCUGCACUCUGUGUGGAGUCUGAUCCCAGCGUUUCGGGGUUACGAUCAGCAGGACGCUCAGGAAUUUCUAUGCGAGUUGUUGGACAAAGUACAGCAGGAGCUGGAGUCGGAAGGAACGAAGCGCAGGAUCCUCAUCCCUUUCUCUCAGAGGAAGCUCACCAAGCAGGUCCUGAAGGUGGUGAACACCAUUUUUCACGGGCAGUUGCUAAGUCAGGUCACCUGCAUAACAUGCAACUACAAAUCCAACACCGUUGAGCCCUUUUGGGAUCUUUCCCUGGAAUUUCCUGAGCGCUAUCACUCCAUUGAGAAAGGGAUCGUCCCUGUUAACCAGACGGAAUGCAUGCUGACAGAAAUGUUGGCCAAGUUCACAGAGACUGAAGCUCUGGAAGGGAGGAUAUAUGCAUGCGACCAAUGCAACAGCAAACGGCGAAAGUCUUCUCCUAAACCUCUUGUUCUGAGUGAAGCUAAAAAGCAGUUAAUGAUCUACAGGCUACCUCAGGUCCUCCGACUGCACCUUAAACGAUUCAGGUGGUCUGAACGCAAUCACCGUGAGAAGAUUGGGGUCCAUGUCCUCUUUGACCAGGUACUAAACAUGGAACCUUACUGCUGCAGGGACUCUCUCUCCUCUCUUGACAAAGAGACCUUUGUCUAUGACCUCUCCGCUGUGGUGAUGCAUCAUGGUAAAGGGUUUGGCUCAGGACACUACACAGCAUAUUGCUACAACACGGAGGGAGGUUUUUGGGUCCACUGCAAUGACUCCAAACUGAAUGUAUGUAGCGUGGAGGAGGUGUGCAAAACCCAGGCCUACAUUCUCUUUUACACUCAAAGAACAGUGCAGGACAAAGCAAGAAUCUCAGAAGAACAACUUCAAGCUCAGGUGCUGUCCAAAAAUAGUGAUAAAGACAGAAGACUGACAUUCCCAUGAUGGGAAGCUCUAUAACUCAAUCAACGGUCUCAGUUGUUGUUUGUUUUGUUUUUUUAAACCAUCGGUGUUCACAACUUUCCUCUUUGUAGGAAAAAAGGCUCACUGCAGGAAGGGGAUCAGAUCGUGGUGUUUGCCGCCCAGGGUCUGGAGAAGUAUAUCAAGCUGUGCAAUUCUGAUGCGUAAGAUUGUAGUCAGAAUCUUAGUUUUUAAUGAAUAUUGUUGUUAAAUUAUGCUCGCAAAAUGAAAAGGGAGAGUUUGAUGCUUUGUAUCAUUAGCCUCAUAUCAAAAUGGAUUUGAGUAACACAUAACAAAUGAGCACAACCAGGAAAUAGAAGCAUUCAACUGGCUUCCAAACACCUUCAGUACCUAAUAAUGCUGAUAAACCUCUAGAAGGAGCAGGUAUAGCGCCAUCCCCUUUAACUGUCGUUCAGAUUUCCGGGGUUUGAAUCACACCCAGGUAUUUAUUUUUAUGAUUGUCGGAUAGAUGGAGUUGGCUGCCCUAAAAGCCAUUCUUGCUGAAGAAAUGUUUGAUGCGCUUCUACAAGAGAAAAUAUUCCCCAGACCUCAGCUAUUUCUGUGAUACUAAUUUAUUUGCUAUCAGUUAAGGGCAAACCAAUGGCUGGCUAUUUUUGUCAACAGCUCUGGUUUUUUUUUCAGUGUUUUGGGGGCUGUGUGCACACUUGAUGCUUUAUUCUCUAGGCUGAACUGAAUAGGCAGCUAAAUUCACUAGGAAUGUGAUUCUUGAAACAGUUCUGCUCUGGAGAAUGUGUGUUUUGUUUUGUUUUAAACCAAACAAAGAAAACAACAAAAACACCCUGUAAUAAGACGGGAAUGUACCUGUGUGUGAUCAGUCACAUCUGUUUACAGUGGAAGCAAAACCGAAGCCUAUAUUACAGGUUUCCGCUGGCAUAACUGUGUUCAUCAGGUUAUAAAGAAUUUGAAGCCCUGACUUGCACAGCCAUGACAGCAGAAGCAGUUAGAAUGGAGGCAACUUACACUGGAAAACUGGCACUUUUUUUUUUUUUAACAAGUGUGGCUUGUUUUCCUCAGGGGAACAGGAUGAAGGUAAUACCACAACGGUAAGAGACAGAGCUCGGUUCUGUUACUGCUCCUGUAGUGGGAAUAUUCAUGGAUCUGAUGGUUACACAAGGCCCAGAAUAACUGAAGGCAGUGGGGUUGCACAGAUGUCGUGAUGUCAUGAGCAGAAUUUAACCUGUGAAGUCUUUAUUCCUGCUGGGGCAUAAGGGGAAGGAAUGUAGUUAACUGUCAAAUUACAUGUUGAGCUUGAAAGGCUACAAUAAUGUCUGUAUCUUGUAAUCAUCUUGAUUUUAGAACGUAGGGCCCUAGUUGACUUUUUAUAGUCACUUCUCAGCCUACAGUUGGACCUCAGGUAUUUUUAUAAUUUGGGGUUUGACUGCUCACGUUUCGUAUUUUAAACAAAUCUGAAUAUGUAACUGCAAAGAUACCUGACAUCUUUCAAUCUUGAUGGUCGCUUUUAUUUUUUUUUUUUGAAACGGUUAUAGGUUGCUGUCAUCUAAAAUAUGAGGUUCUUCAAAAAAAAAAAAAUGGAUUUCAUUAUCAGGAAGAGAAGUUCUGAAAGCAGAUUUCUCUUCUUCCCUCUUCUACUUUUGUCCUUCUCAUCAUAUGCCCAUGAGACAUAAAGUAAUAACUGUACGUUAUUGUUAGAGGGGAUGAAUAGGAAAAUUUCCCAAAUACCGUUCCUCUUUUUCCACUGCCACUACUGUAACUUCUGAUUUCCUGUCCUAUGGGCAAAUUGGUCCGUUUUACUUUGGCUGACAUUAGUCACUUUAGCCUUGCAGAGAUGAGCACAGCAAAUAUGAAACUCCUCUUUUGUGAGAGCACAGUGCCGCAUUAGGUCUCCUCUGUCCUUAAAGAUUCCCGUUUCCUGUAUGUCUGAGGAACACGUGGCUUUCUGAGCCUACAAAAAACUGAUUUUUGCCAAUUAAGAAUAAUCGGGAGUUCAUAUGCUCAUAUUUUUUUGGAGACAAGUCAGUGUGAAACAGUCCCGUAGGAACUAAUGGAAAAGUCUGACUUCUGUUUCUCUAAAUGUAGCGUGGUCUGGAAGGAUUUCCUAUGAAUGUCUAUAUAUCUAUGUAUUUACUAGGUAGCAUUAUUUUUUGUGCUACUAGUAAAUAAAAUUAAUGCAAAUGCAAUAGGCCAGACUGAGGUAGAAUAAAAGUAAGCGUGACCCCGCUGAAUGCGGAGGAAGUUGCUUUGGCUUCAGCGCAGGUGGAAGUUGGCAUUCAUGAAGGAAGGAAAAUCAAGUGCUUGUGAUGUUCAGGUACGGGAUAUUUUCAGAUACAUGAUGGAUUCUUUUCUAGAGCAAAACAUGCUUUGUGAAGACUACACGUCUUAAAAGGAAAACUAAAGGAAAAGGUGUUUAACGUUGCCUUCUUGAUCUCAGCGGUGGAAGGGAAAGCUGAACAGUCACGGUUUACUGUGACUACCAAAUAAUGUGCUCUUGUUCCAAAUCCCUUAGCCGUGCUGGCCCUGUUUAUAUAAAGUUUGAUUGUUGUUACUGCAGUGAGCCGAGACUCUUUGCUAUGAAUGCUCAUCUUUUGACUGAGUGUUUUGCGUUAAUAUUUGAAUUCAGGUAGUAAUUAAUGCAGUUGUCAGCGAAUAAGUUGCGGAGGCGGGCUGGGGCUUUAGCUGUUGGUGCACCUGAUGGCCCAAGCAGAUUUUGUAGCAUUUGCUGUUGACAUCUUUUGACGUUAGUGGCCUCUCCAUGUGACGUUAGCCUAGUUGUGCUGAGACGUGGAGAUACUGCGGUCAGAAAAAUGAUUGCCCUGAUAGGGAAGGAAUGAAUUAUACUUCAAAGUAAACUUGCUUUUUCCAACACUGUGAGGUUUCUGUAAUAUUUAGCUUUUAUUUGGAAGCGAUAGCGUAUAGCAUUUUUUAUGCUGUUUGGUUUAUAUUUGUCUACUGCAGGCAUCUUUGUAUAAGCAUAGCCCAAUGUCCCCGUCACGGUGGACACUGUUUUAUAGUGUCCUGCUUGCCAGAAAUAAUAAUUGGAAGCUACUUCUGUACGUUAGUAAGACAAACAUACAACUUGCAAUUACAACGAAGCCCACUUAAGUGAAUGCCUGACAAAGCGUAGCCUGUGAUGCAAACUUUGUCCCUCCUUUAAAGGUUUGGCUUCAAAUCCUGCUAAUACACUGAUGCAUAUUUAGAAUAAUUCCAAAUGCAGGCUCUACUUCUGCAAACACCGAAGCAAAUGAUGUAACUUAGCUCAGGUGUGGAGUUCAGCAUCCGAAGUUCUGAGUCGCAAGCUGAGUGCAGGAUUAGAACCUUUAUUGUGGUCCCACUGGAAGUGGAAUUGGUUUCUGUAUGUACAGAGAUUCCUAUAGAGGGGUUCAGUCCUGUAACAAGGAGCCGGUUGCCUCGAGAGAUGCUGAGAGCAAGUGCUGGGUUCACGGCACCGUGCAGGUUAUUGUCUGAGGGCGAAGAAAGCCACUGUCAGACUCAUGAGUAGGCAGCCUUUGGGACAGAACCGUUCCCAGCAUGUCCUUAUUCUAUUCAACUUGUAAGUAAGUUCCUUAAUGUUAUGCUUUCAAGAAUGAAGAAUCUUAACGUAUUCAUGGCCAGGUGUGAUACAACAUCUGCUGUAGUCAUUAGAAAACGCUUGAUUUUAGCUAACUUCAUUCCACUCGUGAGUCAGUUGCGCAGAUUUGCCUUUAUGUUACCCCUUUACUGCCUGCAUGCCCAAGUUAAACUAUGCAUACCACAAAAACAGUUUCUCUGCAAAGCAGUGAAAAAAAACAAAUUUUCCCCAUUAGUUCUGACCAGAACAAUUCUACAGUCUGGCUUUGGAGUUGUCAAUGGGAGGCAGCAAAUGGAAGAAUACAUAUUAAAUGCUUGACGUCAAACUUUUCUGGGUGGCAGCACCGCUCCCAUGUACUUAAGGACUUCCAGCCGGUUUUUUGAGCGUAGGAAUAAAAUUGGAAGCAGUAAAAGCAGUAAGUGUGUCCUAUGGACUCACUAUCAGAAGUUAUUUUGGUUUGUAAAAGCAAGGCUUCUAGCAGAAAUAUUGUCUUGGUGGCAAUUUAGACACGCUUAUGUUGACUGUGAUGUCCCCGGGCCUGAGUAUGCUUAAUUGCACCUCAAUGGGAGAGACUAAUGAACCUUCUGGCUGUUGCCCGAUACCCCAGGAUAAGCUACAGUGGAAGCCAACAGUACUGCAGAAUGAGAAGUACUUAAAGAAGAAACAGUAGAGGGAGACUAGUUUUACCUGCCAAUACAAUUUUGUGAACUAAUUUUGUAUGGUUCCUUAGAUUUGGUGCCUUGUAUCCGAUAACAUUUUGCAUGGGACAGAAACGUUGGGAAAUCAGUCGUUAAUUCCUGACUGAAGCAGCAGAUUUGUGUUUUUUAUAAGUACUCUCAAUAUCGCUGACGUUUUUACAUUUCAUAUCUGUAUGUGAGUGAAAAAGUUUACGAGCAAGCUCAGAAGCUAGCGUUUUACUGUUACGUGUUUGAAAUCUGUGUUUGUAAUAAUUCGAGGAGCAACUUGUUCAAAGGCAGAUUAGAUUUGGCUUCUUAGAUUUUCUCAUGUCAUCUGGGCCCCUUCCAGCCAGGUCAGUAAGUUGACGCCUAUCACAUCAUGUAACGUGGUGCAGGGAACACAAACUCCAGUGGUUUUUGUUUUUGGUAGAGUAGCUGUAGCUUUGGAAAAGACCUUCUGUUACAAAUAAUGGUAAUGGCUGGCUUAGAAAAGAAAGAAUAUAGUUCCCCUCACCAUGGCAGUGUUUGCACAGAUUUCCACUUAGCAGCACAGCAAACAUUUCCGCACCUGAGCAAAGACAUGUCGUGGUAAUGCCUGCGUGAGUGUGUUAUGCAAGACAUCACUUGUGUAAGGUGGCCAAGUGUCCCUUCUUCAGAGUAAGUAGUAAAAUCCAAGCAGCAGCUCUGAAUUCUGCCUCUUUGUGUGUCUAAUCCCUUCAGCUGGUUUGAGAUCAGAUAGGACGGACUCAGGCAGAGAACUUAUUGCCCGUGGGAAGAUAAAACCUCAAUUAAGUGUUGUUUUUUUUCAUGUCUGUUACAUUAACAUUGAUACCUGUUUAUUGCAGGUAGAUAGAUGGGAAUGUGAAGCAUUCUAGCAAGCUUUUAAAUUUGUAAAAUCUACAGCACAAAUGAAAUGAUCAAAAGCUGUGUAUGUCGGUUACCUGUACCAACUUGUGAUUGUUUGUAUUACUUCAUUUAAGGGGUGUGCCUUUAGGCUACUCCUUCCAUUGUGCUUAUUUUAUUUUCUGUGUGUGAGAGAGAAUGGGUUCCACUUGUUUAAAGGAUAACUGCAUGGUGGGCCAAAAUACCUUCAAAAGAGUUCUUAAGUCUUAAAAAUGCUGUUUGCAAUGUACAUUCCCAAAAGGGGGGAGGAAGGAAAAAAAAAAAAGACCGGGCCAGUGGGCCCAAGACUGACUUUAACCACUGUUAAUUAUUUAUUGUUUUGAAGCGUCUGCUCGACACGGAGUGCGUUUCAGUUACAGCAAAGUGCUCUACCCUUUGGGUUCUUCUUGAACUGCCGUACUACUGAUUUUGUGCAGGUUGGGGUGAGGGAAGGAGACGGGAGGAAUGAAACAACCAGCAACGGUAAAGCCAAGCUGACUGCAGCAGUGAGCUGUGGUCUACGCUCAGUAGAGACAGGAAGCGUCUGAUACGCAGACCUUGUUUGUCAGACGAUUGCAUAUUUUGCAGGUAUAGGCAAUAAAAUCCAAAUGCAGUCUCAUUAGCAGCAAGCUCCCAGUUUGGGGGGCAAAAAUUUCUCUUAUCAGUAAUCUCACACUGGCAAACGAAUGGUGCUUUUCCAUUAAAAAUUGCAGUUCCUAAGGAACAAUACCCCAAAUUCUCAAGUUUUUAAAAAGAAGCUACCUGCCUAAAGCCCACAACGUCACCGUAAAUGCUUCCAUAACUGGACGUGAGAAAGGAGAUGAUACAGUUGGUGAUUGAACACAAUGUGGUUUGUACUUCUUAGUCUUGAUAACAUACUUUCAGUAGAGGUGGCAGGUAGUGAAUUUGACUUUUUUUUCCCUGUGCUAAACCUCCGGUUCUGGGCCCUGACUUGUCAAUUAGAACUCUGUGGAAAUUGGGGUAGAAAAGGCCUGCUUCUGUUCCUGCUUUACACAAACUUUCCAUGUGAGCAUCUCUUCGUGGGAGCGUGAGGCUUUUGAAUGUUCCUCCUGCUGAAGAGGCACAGACACCCCUUCAGCACGGGCAGCGUUGUUACUUAAGCUAGCCUUAUUUCCUUAGAUAACCACAUCCAUGCUAUGGGGAUAACUUGUACUGCUACAACUCUAUUAGUAUGAUUGAAUCAACGCCCUGUUUGCGGAUAGAAGAGGUUAAAGAACGUAUUAUCAUGUGGGCAAGCCAGAGCUCUGCAGGUGAGCGAUGCCACCACAGGCUUGUGGUGCACCGUUGAAUAGGACCUGUAGGUAAGAAGUUAGGAUAACACCCCUGGGGCUCCUCCUCCUUUGCACAGUUGGUGUAGUAGUGUUCGGUCUGCGUAACUCUGUACCUCGGAUUCGGGAAUAUCUCGUAGCACGUCAUCUUUGCUCUCCUUACAUUUAUUAAAUGGAGUUACUAGACUUGGGCCCUAAUGGCUGUUUUCUACUGCUAUGAGAUAAGCUACGCAUAUCCACGUGAAAAUCAGUUUUCACCUUGUUUAUCAGACGUGCAAAGUACAGAAACCUAGAGCCCAUGUAAGAGAGGUCCGUAUUCUUUCCCUGCUUAAUUUCAGCUUUGGUUAAGCAGUCACACCCUAAGCCACGGCCUCCUAUACCUCUACUUAGAUAAGCAAUUUACAGCAAAGGAACAAGUGGCUAAGUUUGUUUCCAGUCAAACUCUCUUACAAGUCUGCUUUUCCAUAGAACAGAUUUAGUUGCAAAGUUCAGGAUGGUUAAAGCAGCUUCUCCGAGAGCAGUGCUGAGCUCCUUCAGGUGUGGCAGGCGCGGGUGGGAUGCUGCUGGGGAGCCCCUGCUUCCACUAAUGCCCCGGAAGCUCCGCUGUUGACUUGAGCAAGGGCAGAAUUAAAGUUAAUCUUCAGGCCUUUUAAAGUUAAUCCUGCUCUAAGUUAAGAUCCCUGGAAGGGUGCUGUUGACAACGGCUGGGCAGAACACGAGCGUUUUUCUUUCAGGAUGAAAUCCCCUUGCAGCCCCUGUGAAAACAAGAGUAAAAAGCUGCUCUGCUUUCUUGGAUAAGGAUCAAAGCUGGAGCUUGGGUGGGUUUCCUGAUUUAUCAGUGACUUCUGGGGGUGCUUUAAGUCAGAACAGCCUCUAGUUUCUGCUUCGAGUUUCUGCUGCUUACGUCACUAAUGACAAGCCGGUGUAUGCCGUGCUCAUGAAAGAGACUGCCUUUGCUUCAAGGACACUCCUAGGCAGCAGCGAGUGACAAGAGAAUCCAAUUAAUGACCGAAUGUUUCUGGCACUCUGUCCAGCUGUCUCACAGCUCAGUGCAAACACUCGAAGCACUGCUCCUAAUCACGGGGUCAGCAGCUUUUAUUUCAGUCAAGGUUUAAGACAACAUCAAGUAAGUCACCUGUGGCAGCCUUAUGUACUUAGCUGCAUGAACUACCCCCUGCCUGAACCCCGGCCUCAGGAGGCGAUGAGUGUGUUCUAAAUCAGAACUCAGAUUAACUAGAAAAUGACCUAAUGUUCUAAUUAAUCCCUUUUUCCUUCAGAAACUCUUCCUGCAGAACUUGGAUUAUCCAUACUUCACAAGAACUUUGUUUCUUUACAGGAUGUAAAAAGUCCUGCUUUGAAAGCAGCAUUUUAGAACAUCUGUCAGUAGUGGAAUUAAUUUCUUUCAGGCAGGUUAAAGGGGCAGUUCUCAGCCACAAAGCGCGGGGGCAGUGCUACUUCAAAGGAGUGUCUUAAAUUAAAAACCUGUGCACGACUGUCCCAAAGAAUCCGAAGCCAUGUUGCAGUCAUACUGCCAUAACGCUCAGGGCUGGGAAGUUACUCCGCUCUACAACUAGCAUCUUCUGGAGCUGCAGUGUCCCCUGUCUGCUGAAAUUACACCUACAGCUCCCCCGGCAGCCUCGUGUGCUGCUUUCGCUGCCCCUUCGACAGCUUCACCACCCCCAGCUGGACUCCAAGGCGGUAAGGGCAAGCUGUAGUUUCAGGCCAUGGAACUAAAAUGCUAUGCAACACCAAAUGGCUUCUUUUCCCCCAAAAAGGGUCCUAAUUCUUUUACAGUGAACAUCCCAGCUUUAUCUCAGCCAGGCAUCACCCAUGAAACCUUCCGGUGGUUAGAGUUUACCUAGGGCUUUUUACAGUUUUGUUUUUCCUUUGAAUAAGUAGCUGAUGGGUCCUGCUUACAACCCAGGACUGGAC
Molecule: messenger RNA, 10816 nt
Organism: Cygnus atratus (black swan)
Lineage: Eukaryota; Metazoa; Chordata; Aves; Anseriformes; Anatidae
Gene: USP49
Product: ubiquitin specific peptidase 49
Exons: 9
Coding region: 381-2474 (697 amino acids)
Biological process (GO): protein deubiquitination
Cellular component (GO): cytoplasm
Molecular function (GO): cysteine-type deubiquitinase activity; zinc ion binding
Source: RefSeq, a predicted model, not a curated record